Molecule: messenger RNA, 822 nt
Organism: Auanema sp. JU1783
Lineage: Eukaryota; Metazoa; Nematoda; Chromadorea; Rhabditida; Rhabditidae
Source: the annotation of a GenBank genome assembly
AUGCCGGGGGGAACCUUUGAUCCAUAUGACUGGCAAUCUUUCUAUUUCGGAAAGAUGAGUAGGGAUGAAGCUCAGCGAAGACUAUCGCGUGAAGGCGUUGCUGUGGGCACUUUCCUAUUACGCGAUAGUUCUUACCCGGGUGAUUUUUCUCUGAGUGUUAGAGAAUCAAAUGAUGAAAACAUGGUAAGGCAUUACUUGAUCCGAAAAAUAGAAAAAGAAGAUGGAACUUCCGAAGUGAAAAUAGCUGAGCAAAACUUCUUUGAUAUUGCCACACUAUUGAACCAUUAUAAGAUGAGAAUCUUAGACCAGGCUUCUCUGACAGUACCUUAUAGGAAGGAUCAUAUCGAGAAGGUUGUCGCGAUCCAUCGUUUUGAUGGAGAAAGAGAGUGUGACUUACCAUUCGAAGCUGGAGAAGAGCUGGAAAUUAUAGAAAAAACAGAAAACCAGUGGUGGCAAGCUCGUAACGCUCUCAACCUGGUUGGUCUCAUACCUGCGAACUAUGUCACAUCUUUGAUAGAUAAUGAUAGGGAAGCUAAGGUACGAAGUCAGUCUUCAUAUGAAAGUUCUGCGGGUGAUGAAAGAUGUAGCGCAGUCUCCACAGGCAGUGAUAGCCAGGAGGACCAUUUCGAGCCAUCUCUUCCGUCGAUAGCAAAAAUAAUAUUUGAUAGACAACCUAACGCUUAUGAUUCUACUCAGCUAAAACUGCAGAAAGGUCAUACCAUAAAAAUAAUGAAGAAAAUGGAUAACGGUCAAUAUCAAGCUGAACUCGACGGUAAAGUAGGAUUCGUUCCUUUCACAUACGUUCGCUUUAACCGGCCAUAA